GUGGCUCCCCCUCUCACCGCACACCCUCACCUAUCCCCCAGUGUCCUGGGACUUGCAGCUCCAUCUUCCUGCCCCGUCCAGACUGCCCCCACUCAGCCUUCACCAAGGCCUUCCUUUCCUUUUCAUUUCACUGGUGUCUGGUCUUCCCAGCACCCACCCACCCGCCCUCUCAGGGAGGUGCCUCAUGGCAGCCCGCCCCUUCACACUGGUUUCCUCAGGAAAGGCCUUGGAAGGAAGCAGGGAGGGGGUUGGGAGCCGUGGGGGCCAGACUAACCCAAGCGUUCCCGCUGGACUGGCCGCCAUGGGGCUGAGGCUGCUCCCACUGUUGCUGCUCUGGACACAGGGGACCCAGGGGUCCAAGCUGGACCCCAAUGGGCGGCAUGUCUGCAUGGCCAGCAGACCUGCCUGAUGGGGCUGAGGCAGCCUCCCACAUCUCAGCCAGAGACAGUGAUCCACGUGCGGAGCCAGUGUGUCCCCCGGCUGACCCCUCUCUGCCCCACAGCCCCUCUGCUGAGCUCCAGUGCUGCCCAGGCUGGAGGCAGAAAGAUCAAGAAUGCACCGUCCGAUGUUUUUCAGCCAUCUGUGAGGGGGUAGAUGCCUGCCAGGAAGAUGAAGUAUGUGUGAAACCAGGCCUCUGUCGAUGCAAACCUGGAUUCUUCGGGGCCCAGUGCAACUCCCGCUGCCCGGGCCAGUACUGGGGCCCCGACUGCCGUGAGAUCUGUGCGUGCCACCCACACGGCCAGUGCGAGCCGGCCACAGGCGUGUGCCACUGCCUAGCGGACCGCUGGGGCGGCCGAUGCGAGUUCGCGUGCGCCUGCGGCCCCCACGGGCGUUGCGACCCCGCGACGGGCGCGUGCCGCUGCGAACCCGGCUGGUGGUCGUCCACUUGCCGCCGUCCGUGCCAGUGCAACCCGGCGGCGGCGCGCUGCGAUCCAACCGACGGCUCCUGCCGCUGCGAGCCGGGCUGGUGGGGCCGCCGCUGCAGCUUCCGCUGCGCCUGCCACGGCUCGCCGUGCGCGCAGGAGACGGGCCGCUGCGCCUGCCAGCCGGGCUGGUGGGGCCCCGACUGCCGGCAGCCGUGCGAGUGCGCGCGCGGCCGCUGCAGCGCCGCCUCCGGCCAGUGCGCCUGCCCGCCGGGCUUCCGCGGCGCGCGCUGCGAGCUGCCCUGCCGCGCCGGCAGCUACGGGCCUCACUGCCGCGACAGCUGUGGCCACUGCAAGCAGAAGGAGCCGUGCUCUGCAGACACAGGCAGCUGUGCGUCCUGCGAGCCAGGCUGGAACGGAACCCAGUGCCACCAGCCCUGCCCACCUGGCACCUUUGGCGAGAGCUGCAGGCAGCUGUGCCCCCACUGCCGGCUUGGGGAGGCCUGUCAGCCAGACACCGGGCACUGUCAGCACUGUGAGCCUGGGCGGCUGGGGCCCAGGUGUGAAGAGCCCUGCCCGACCGGGACCUUUGGGGAUGGCUGUAGCUCCACCUGCCCCACCUGUGUUCAGGGGACCUGUGAUGCUGUGACUGGGGAAUGUGUCUGCCACGCUGGCUACUGGGGACCCAGCUGCAACACGUCAUGCCCACCUGGCUUCCAUGGUAGCAACUGCUCGGAUCCCUGUGAAUGCCCAGAGGGACCCUGCACCCCUAUCUCUGGGGCCUGCCAGCUGGGGUCUCGCAGUCAGGAUGCGGCCCUCAUUGCAGGCAUCCUUGUACCUCUGCUGCUCCUCCUCCUGGGCAUCAUCUUCUGUGUCUGCUGCUGCCGGGCCGCCCGGUUGGACCCCAAGGACAGGCCAGCAAGCGAUGGAGCUGCUGUGUCCAGGAUGAAGCUGCAGGUCUGGGGGGCACUGAGCAGCCUGGGCUCGGUGCUACCCUGUGGUUCCUUCAGCAGCCACAAGCUUCCCUGGGUGACAGUCUCACACCACGACCCGGAGAUCCCCUUCAACCACAGCUUCAUCGAGCCGCCCUCUGCGGGCUGGGCCUCAGACGACUCCUUCUCUUCUGAUCCCGAGUCUGGAGAGGACGAGAGCCCGGCCUACUGCGUGCCACCCCAAGAAGGGAUGGUCACUGUGGCCCACGGAGAGUUUCCAGAGGCCAGCCUGGCUGGAGGUCCCAUCCCUCCUCCUGAGGACGCCUCCACACCAUUCCCCAUUCCGCGCACUUCCAGUCUUGCACGGGCCAAGCGGCCAUCAGUCUCCUUUGCCGAAGGCACCAAGUUUGCGCCACAGAGUCGCCGAAGCUCAGGGGAGAUCUCCAGUCCUCUCCGAAAGCCCAAGAGGCUCUCCCGGGGGGCCCAGCUGGGUCCUGAAAGCCAGGAGGCUGAGGAGUCCAUGGGCUCAGAGAAAGCAGAAAUGGAUGAGACCCUUCCUGGUGCUGCCAGCCCCAGGGAUUCAGCCACUGGCCGCCGCCGGCUCCCCCUUGGUGGCCGGACAGUGGCUGAGCGUGUAGAAGCCAUUGAGGGCAGUGUCCUGGAGGGCUCAGGCUCUGUGACCACGAUCUACAUGCUGGCAGGGACACCCCAGUUAUCUGAGGGCCCUGUCCGGUCUGUUCUCCGCCGUUUUGGUAGCUUCCAGAAAGGCCAGGCAGAGCCCAAGGUCAAGAGUGCCAUCCCUAAGCCUCCACGCCGGGCCCUUAGUCGAAAUAAGGGCAGCUCUGGGCUGGCCUCUGGCUCUGCCAGUCAGAGCCCCAGCUUAGCCCCGAAUGAUGAGCUCACUAGGCCCUUGGAGUCUGCAGGAACUGGGCCAGAGGAAGUGGCCAGGGGGCUAGGGGAUGGCACCAAGAGCUCAGGGAGGGCCCAGGAGCUGGCCCCUGAGGGUGGCCCCCAAGAACAGGAUCCCCAGAAGCUGGCUGAUGGGGAAGGGCAAGAGGAGCCCCAGUAUGAGAAUGUUGCACCCAUCUCUGGGCCACCAGCACCCUGAGAACCUUGAAUUUGGAGAGUUGGAAGACUAUGGAUGGGGGGUAGGCGUCUGAACUGCCCCUGGAUCAGAUUGUGUUUUGCUGGAAAAAGAUCUCAGGGCCAGGAAAGACAGACCAGAGCCUCUGCCCUUUCAUGGGGAAACGUCAGAGUUGGAGGCCAGUUGGCUCUGGGCCCUGGCAGUGCUCUGGGAGUGGUCUGGAAGGCCUGGGCAGAGACCCCAUAGGGUGGGGUCAGGAAGGGGAAAGAGAUGACUGCAGGGACUUUGUUGUCCUGGACUCUGUUUGCCCCCAAAGGCUAUUCUUUUCUACAUUUGCAAAACAUUUUUCUGAAAUGGGAAACAACCUAAAUGUUUGAUGAUAAAAGAUUGGUUAAAGAAAGAUUGCUGGGGCGCCUGGGUGGCUCAGUCGUUAAGCGUCUGCCUUCGGCUCAGGUUAUGUCCCAAGGUCCUGGGAUUGAGCCUCGCAUCGGGCUCCCUGCUCAGCAGGAAGCCUGCUUCUCCCUCUCCCACUCCCCCUGCUUGUGUUCCCUCUCUUGCUGUGUCUCUCUCUGGCAAAUAAAUAAAUAAAAUCUUAAAAAAAAAAAAAGAAAGAUUGCUUAUGAUAGGUUCCUAAACAACCACUAAAAAUCAUGUUGUUUAAGAAUAUUUAAUAUGGGAAAUAUGGGAGACUGUUUAUGCUAUACUGUUAAGUAUAAAAAGUAAGGUUUCUUUUUAUAAAUUUCAUUUCUUUCUGCUUCAGGCUACAUGUUUAGAAUCCUUCCACUUUGUGUGUAUUUUGUGAUUGUUUUACAAACUUUUUUUUUUUGUAAAGGAUGUAUGUGCAUAAAAAAGAUUUGAGGGAAAGGCAUCAAAUGGCAUUUUUCCUGCCCUGGGAGAUGAGACUGUGGCUGAUAUUUAUUUUCUUUGUAAACUUUUGUAUUAUUUGUAAAUUUUCUUUAGUAAACAUUCUUUUUACUUUUCUCACUAGAUUGAAUUUUUAAAAAAAAUUAUAAAAAACAAUGUUCUUUGUUUAAAAUAAAAAAGUACUAACAUUACAGACAUGUAUAAAGUAAAAAAGAGAUUUCCCUUUUCCUCAGAGGAGCCUGAGGGACAGGGUAGGGACCUGACUUACUUGUCACUGAAUGUCUUUUGGUCUUGUUUGAGUUCUUUUCUCACAUAUUUGAAUUACCUAGUCAGGACAGAAACAGUGGCUUCUCCUUCUAUCCCAGUGCUCAGAGAAUCUCGCAGUUUAGAUCCUUCCUUUCAGAGGUUUUUCUGGGUACAUGAAAACAGAAGAUCAUAUCGUUAUCCAACUUGCUUUUUUACUUAACAAUGUAUCCUGGUUAUAUUUUGAUGUCAGUAUACAUUAAGCUACCUCUUUUUAUAAAAAAUGGCUGCAUGGAAUUCCAUCAUGUGGGAUAGCACAGGUUAUUUAAAUCAUCCCCUACCUGUGGAGAUUUGGGUCGUUUCUAAUCAUUUUGAUACAAUAAAUGAUGCAGUGUACUACUUUGUCCAUAUUUCUUUUUGCACUGUGCAAGUUUUUCUGUAGAAGAGAUUCCUAGAAGUGGAAUUGCUGGGUAUAGGAUAAGACAUUAAAUAUUUGGAUACUUAUUUCAGAUCACCCUCCAAAAAAGUUACAUGGUUUUGUAUUCUUACAAAUGAUGGCAAGAUCUAUUUCCCCACGCCUAGUCUGAUAGGUUGAAAUGGUAUCUCAUUAUUUUAGCACAAUAAAAAUAAUAAAGUGAUAACAUGCUAAAGCUUCUUAAAAAGUUAAAAUCUUUGUACAGAUAAAAGGGUUUUUUUUUUUGCUUUUGUUUUUUAACCAUCAAAAAUUAUAUCAUUAAAAUGUGAAUUUCUAUGAUUA
This is a messenger RNA of Mirounga angustirostris (Northern elephant seal), 4743 nucleotides long. It is a transcript of the gene SCARF1, whose product is annotated as scavenger receptor class F member 1. The transcript is spliced from 11 exons. Gene Ontology annotation, biological process: dendrite development; heterophilic cell-cell adhesion; neuron remodeling. NCBI's taxonomy places the organism in Eukaryota, Metazoa, Chordata, Mammalia, Carnivora, Phocidae. The coding region runs from base 372 to 2903 and encodes 843 amino acids. Gene Ontology annotation, molecular function: scavenger receptor activity; low-density lipoprotein particle binding. The record is from RefSeq and is a predicted model, not a curated record. Gene Ontology annotation, cellular component: membrane.